AUGGCUUGGAUUCAGAAAACACUGACAGCCACAAUUGUUCUGGUAAGCCUGCUUCUUGGAUGUACAGAUGAAGUGAACGGGAUGCGUUACAUUCCCAAUUCCCCCACUCCCAGUGAGAGCAAACAUUCAGACUUUCUUCUGAACAAUGCGCCCCAACCAUAUGAUCUCAUUCCUGGUUUUGGAAGGUUCUUGCUGCCUCCCACACCCAAGCUGCCUUUCCUUCCUUACAAAGAUCCCCUUGCUCCUUCCCCAGCCACUUCUUAUCCAACUCCUCCUAGUCGUUUCGCCUCAAGCAGUGGAUAUAAAGCUCGCAGCCCGGGUUCAAGAGAAGAUCAAGUUCCCCCAGUGCCACAACCAUGAGUUUUAUUGAACCUGUCAACAGAUAAGCAUCUGCUAGAUGCAUAAGGGGGUCUUCAAUCUUAGUAUGGUCAGUAACAUUUUUCUUGUAUACAUAACAAAUCUAGUAGUCAUUUCAUAUCUUUUUGAUCUCUCUCUCUGCUUAAGAAAGAAACAAAUAAUGUAUUGAAUGAAUUCCAGAGCCCU
This is a messenger RNA of Capsella rubella, 543 nucleotides long. RefSeq names its product putative cell wall protein. The record is from RefSeq and is a predicted model, not a curated record. NCBI's taxonomy places the organism in Eukaryota, Viridiplantae, Streptophyta, Magnoliopsida, Brassicales, Brassicaceae. Bases 1 to 360 code for a protein of 119 amino acids. The transcript has a single exon.